Messenger RNA from Jatropha curcas, 1240 nucleotides. Its product is annotated as S-adenosyl-L-methionine-dependent methyltransferases superfamily protein. Lineage: Eukaryota; Viridiplantae; Streptophyta; Magnoliopsida; Malpighiales; Euphorbiaceae. Gene Ontology annotation, molecular function: rRNA (guanine-N7-)-methyltransferase activity. Gene Ontology annotation, biological process: rRNA processing. Gene Ontology annotation, cellular component: cytosol; cytoplasm. The record is from RefSeq and is a predicted model, not a curated record.
CUAUUUGAACUCCCGCCAAGAAAGCAUUUCACUCAAAGGCUAAGAAGUUUCAGCAAAACAACUAUUUGUUGGCCUGCGGUGCAACUGCAACGGAAUUAGAGCGCGCGCAGACGCGGGUAAAUGAACAUGAUCGUUAGUCUGUGGAGGGCUCCUAAUGCGCCGUUUUCUUUCUCUUUCGGGACUUUUGUCAAACACCUUCGGAUCGCAAAAUCAAACGCCUUCCCUCCUCGCAAAAUCAGCUCAAAAACAAUAAUUACAACAUCAGAUUAUAAACCUUCUUAUUUUGAAACCCUAAAUUCCCGCCAAAAAGACCAAAUUCACCAAUACAUUAAUGCACUUCUGGACUGGAACCAGAAAAUGAAUCUUACUGCUGUCACUGAAGCGAACGAGGUCAUGAAUAGGCAUAUAGAGGAUUCACUCGCAAUGCUACCUCCUAUACGUAACUCUUACAUUUCGAAUUGCAGUUCUUCGAUUGAAAAUCUCAGACUUGUUGAUGUUGGAACUGGACCUGGGCUUCCUGGGUUAGUUUUAGCAAUUGCUUGUCCAGAUUGGAAAGUAACCCUUUUGGAAUCCAUGAACAAGCGUUGUGUUUUCUUGGAGCAUGCAGUUAGUGUUACUGGGUUGUCAAAUGUUGAAGUUGUAAGGGGAAGAGCAGAGAAUCUAGGGCAGAAUGAUUGCUAUAGAGAGCAAUUUGAUGUCGCAGUGGCCAGAGCUGUAGCAGAAAUGAGAGUUUUGGCGGAGUAUUGUCUUCCUCUAGUUCGAGUAGGUGGGCUGUUUAUAGCUGCAAAGGGCCAUGAUCCUCAGGAAGAAAUUAGAAAUGCAGAAAGAGCAAUCCAACUAAUGGGUGCAUCCAGACUGCAACUUUGCCCCGUGGACUCUCACAGCCCAUAUGGACAGCGAACUGCCAUCAUAUGUGUAAAAGAUUACCACACUCCAAGGAAGUAUCCACGUGAUCCAGGUACUCCAGCAAAAUUACCAUUGUAACACCCAAUUUUUUUAGCCGUAAUUACCAUAUCUCUGAAUCCUUUAAAAUGUAUAAUUGUAUAUAAAACGAGUUGUACUUUCAGAUUAUCUCUCUAUGCUUAGUGAAGUAGGUAGGAGUAUUGUUGAAGCUUAAUGUUUGAUUCAUGGACUGCGGUGGCUUUUUUGACUCUUCAGUUAUUGAUGUUAUUUUUCUUUUUUCUGUGGGCUUGGAAAAGUUGAUUCAAAAUACUUGUAUGUUCAUUUGAUUUUUCUUCUA